Salpingoeca rosetta is the source of this 6000-nucleotide messenger RNA. RefSeq lists its product as uncharacterized. NCBI's taxonomy places the organism in Eukaryota, Choanoflagellata, Craspedida, Salpingoecidae. The transcript has 6 exons. Gene Ontology annotation, cellular component: membrane. The record is from RefSeq and is a predicted model, not a curated record. Gene Ontology annotation, molecular function: calcium ion binding. The coding region runs from base 51 to 5621 and encodes 1856 amino acids. Gene Ontology annotation, biological process: homophilic cell-cell adhesion.
UUUUUGUUGCUGCUUGUUUGUUGUUGCUCUCCGCCACAAGACAACAAACGAUGCGCGCACCAGGAGGCGUGUGCGCCGCCACCGUUGUGGCUGGCUUCUUCUUGCUGUUGACAUGCGUCAGCGCUGCGCCCGUGCCCGAGCCGCGGCUCAUCGUGACGCCCGUGUCCAAGAUCAUCGACGAGGGCGAGGACGUGACGCUGUCCUUCUCCCUGACGGAGCCGAUCAUCUGCCGCUCCGUCUUUGACGACUGCCGCGUGCUCCUGCUCAUCACCAACGCCCGCCCGGACGAGAUUGCCCUGUCCGCGUGUUACCUGCAGUGGCACGCCGACGAGUGGGACGUCACCAAGCAGAUCACCGUCUCUGGUGUGGAGGAUUUCGUCGACGAUGGCGAGAAGACGUUCACCCUCAUCACGGAGCCCCUGCAGUCCAACUCCGAGUAUUACGCCAACUUUGACGCCGACGACAUUGUCAUCAAGACGCAGUCGUACCAGCCUGCCCAGUGCUCGUCCACCACAGACCCAAACCAGAUCAGCUGGGAUGGCCGCCGCAGCACCUUCACCAGCAGCGGCACGUACCUCCUCUGGGGAGCGCCCAUGCGCGACUGGGAGGUGCAGACACGCGUCACCAACGGCCGCAACUGCGCCGUUGGCGUGCGCGAGGGCUGCGACCUGGUUGUGCUCGACCAGUGCUCUGGCAACGGCCUCGUCAUGUACAGCGACUUCAACAACCCGCCGUCGCAGCGCCUCUCCGUGCGCCAGGAGUCCGGCACCAACAACUACAUCAUCUCCUCCGCCCGCUCCGCUGCACAAGUGCGCGUGGUUGUGCGCGUGCGUGUUGUGUUCCAGGGCAUGACGUCGUGCGGUUGGUCUGGCUGCCGCCGCGCCCCGCGCUUCUCCUCCACGCGCUGGCUUGAUGUCUACGGCACCGCUCCAGGGUUUGACUUUGGGUACGUUGACCGCGCCAACGCCGCCAACACGGAGCCCCGCACCCGCGGGCUGUGCGGCUCGUACGACAACGACCGCAGCAACGACCCCAUCAACGGCAACGGCCUCGUCAUCCCGUCUUCUCGCGACUUCUUCCGCACGCGCAAGGCCGGCGCCUGCACGCCAUACAGCCGCCCAGAGCCCGAUGUGGCGUUUUGCGAGGCGCCGCCACGCCCCGUGCAGCGGCCCGUCCUGCGCUCCCCAGACAUUGAGGACCUGACAGAACUUCUGAAGACUCUUGACAUUGGCGACGACGACCCGCGCGCCGCAUACGAGUUUGACCCGCAGGAGGUCGGCUCCAUCUUCCUCGGUGACGAGCAGGUUGCGCGGUACGAGAACCUGUGCGAGAGCGCCAUCACGGGGUCGCUUGCGGCGGACGUGUGCGCAGAGGUUGGCGUGGAUAUCCAGCAGUACAUUGACAACUGCAUCGAGGACCUGGUCACGCAGCAGGACGAGGACCUCAUUCUCGGUGCCAUCGACUCCAUGAAGGAGGACUGCGAGUUCCUUGCGUCGACAAACAUCACGCUCUUUGACCAGGACGAGGCCGGCAACCUCGUGCCCGGACAGCUGCAGCGCGCAGUGGUGGAGCGCCUGUGCCCCGGCGACUGCAGCUUCAACGGCGUCUGCAACAACGGCACGUGCAUCUGCAACGACGGCUGGAGUGGCGCCGACUGCAGCACCAACAUCACCGUCGUGCCCGCCAACAACGGCCUGUUCCCCUUCAGCUGCGACAUCAACACGGCCUGCCCCACCGUCAUCACCGUGUCGUCGGAGCAGCUGCUGCCCGGGCCCGGCCUCAACUGCCUCGUGGACGGCGAGGAGACCCCCGGCCGCUUCAUCGCCUCCGCCCAGAUGCAGUGCGCCAUCCCGCGCGUGAACAUCACCGGCGCGCAGGAGCGCGUGCUGCCCGUGCGUAUCUCGCGUGAGAGCGGCGAGUACAGCACUGCCCGCCCCUUCAUCUUCUAUGACGGCCGCUGCAAGCAGUGCACCCGCGACGGUGAGUGCACCAUCAAGCCCAACGCCUGCGUCAUCGACAACCAGUGCGUGCUUGAAGGCCAGGCGCCCGCCGACAACCCCUGCAUGCGCUGCCAGCCACAGGUGUCCCAGACCGCAUACACCCCCGCCUUUGAGGACGCCCAGUGCGCGCCCGAGAUCCGCGGCCUCGACAGCUACAUCACCGUCUCCGAGGGCACGCAGCGCGGCGAGGAGGUGGCUGCCUUCACCGUCGGCAAUACCUUUGCCGAGGAGGAGUACGACGUUGUGCUGAGCAGUGACGGCGAGAACGACGGCGCCAGCGACGUGUUCAGCGUGCUGGACCGCGGCAACGGUGCGUUUGCGCUCAUCUUGUUUGACAACGUCGACUAUGAGGCCACCCCCAGCUACGCGCUCACGGUCGCCGCCACGGGCCGCUCGUCGGGCCUCGUGCACGAGGUGCGCGUGUCUGUCGACGUGCUCAACGUCAACGAGAACCCGGCCAUGGAUCAGGACGCGUACACGGCUGCGCUGCCGGAGAACGCGGCCCCGCAGUUCCUCUUCCGCGUGUCGGCAACCGACCCGGACAGCGUGCUGGUGCGCGAUGCCGUGGACGCGCGUUACAGCGAGGUGUCGUUCAGCCUCACGGGCUUCCGCUUCGCCAGCGACGCCGCCCUGUUUGCGGUCAACCCGACCACGGGCGAGGUGUCCACAACCGGGCCGCUCAACCACGAGGACCGCGGCGAGUACGUGUUUGAGGUCGUGGCCACGGACGGCGCCGGUGCGCGCGCCACCGCCACCGCCACUGUCACCGUGACCAACGUCAACGAGCAGCCCACGUUUGUGCGGCUGUCGCAGAUCUUCGUGCACGAGGACGCCGCCCUGGGCACCACGGUGGGCACGCUCAGCACCGUCGACCCCGACCGGGACAACACGUUCACAUACGCGCUGCUCAACGGCACAGACCUGUUUGCCAUCCAGGGCGACGCGCUCGUGACGGCGGUCGAGUUUGACUUUUCUGGCGACAACAAGGACGUGCCCCUGCUCAUCCGCUCCGCGGACCAGGGCGGGCUCGUUGUGGAGGAGGUGAUUACGGUGCGCAUCGUGAACCAGAACGACGCGCCGACGGCCAUUGCGCUGGUGCAGGUGGAGCACGGCAAGGACGCCAGCGAGCUCACCACGCCGCUCACCGCCAUCCCCGAGGACACGCCGUCCGACUCUGUUGUUGGCCUGUUCAAGGUGACGGACCCAGACGCAUCAGACCUGCACAUCCUCACGCUCACAGACGACGCAGACGGCACGUUUGCCGUGUCCGGGCCCGCGCUCAUCCUGGUCAAGCCGCUUGACUUUGAGAGCACGCCCACGCACACCAUCCGCGUGAUUGCAACCGACACGGGCUUCCCGCCGCUGACGUCGCCAGAGCAGGCGUUCACCAUCACGGUGGAGGACCGGCCGGAUGCGCCCCGCGAGAUUGCGCUCGUGCCGUCCACCACCAUCACGGAGAACACGCCUGCAGGCACGGUGAUUGGCGUGGUGCGCGCGCGCGACGACGACCCGAGCCAGCCCAUGACCAUUGAGGUGUCGCAGGAGUGCCCGUUUGAGCUGUCUGGUGGCGUGGACUGCGCCAACAGCGAGCAGGGCCACACCAUCUGCACGGCGCAGGUGACGCUGACGCGGCAGAUUGACCUCGAGGGCCCCGCGUACAAGUGCGUCGUGACAGCGACCACCACCGCCGACGACGGCCUGUUUGGCCGCGAGACGAUUGUUGUGCCUGUUGAGAACGUGAACGAGCCGCCCACCUCCGUUGCGCUGUCGCCCGCCACCAUUGUUGAGGGCGCACCGGCGGGCACGUUUGUUGGCUUCCUCUCCGCCACAGACGUGGACGAGGGUGACGUUGAGUUUGAGUUUGCGCUCGCCGACAGCACGGCCGCCAACGCGCGGUUUGCGAUCAAGCGCCAGCUUGAUGGCGGCGUUGAGCGCGCAGCCGUUGUCGUUGCAGGCGACCUUGACCACGAGACACGCCCCACGGAGACCAUCAUGGUGACGGUGACAGACAACGGCGGUGCGUCGGCCACGCUUCCUGUGGAGAUUGCCGUCACGGACCGCCCCAUGCACAUUGCCAUCAACACGACAGUGAUUGACGAGGUUGUGCGCCCGAGCGAGGCAGUUGGACAGGAGGUGGCACACGUCACCCUCGUCAACUUUGAUCGCGACGACCUCACGGUUGUGUUCACCGUGUCCGCCCCAACGGAGGACACCGGGCUUGCUCGCCGCAGCGCCGAUGAUGUUGCGUUUGAUGUGCUGCCAUCUGGACAGCCCAACACGGCUCGCCUGGUCAUCCGUGACGGCUCACUCCUCGACUACGAAUCCCUGCCCAACCACGUGUAUGCGUUCACUGUCAGGGCGUCGUUUGUCGCCGCUGGCGGCAGCAGCGGCAGCGGUGUUGCAGUGCCGGCGCCUGUGUCGUCCACGAUUGAGGUUGAGGUGCGCAACGUUGAGGAGCCGCCCGUGUUCAACACGCCAGAGGUGACCGCGCCUGUUGGUGUCGCCCCCAACGCAGACUCGGGCACGCCCGUGGUUGUCCUGUCGGCCUACGACCCGGAGAACGCAGGGGACGUCACGUAUGCGAUUGAGUCUGGCAACGACGAUGGCAUCUUCAUCAUCGGCUCCACCACGGGCGAGGUGACGGUGAUUCGCACGCCAGAGACCACCGGUGCGCAGCUUGACCAGAUGUUUGAGCUCGUCAUUGUGGUCACGGACAGCACGGGCGCCCACUCGUCGCGCUUUGUGCUGCCCAUUGUGCUUGACACGUCCCUGGCCACGACAUCCGCCACGAGCACCAGCACCACGACCAGCACGGCCGACACCACUGUUGAUCCCAGCAUUGUCGUCGACCCGACUGCGCCUGGCGGCGAGGAUCUGGAGAGCAAGGGCAGCAGCAACUCCGCGGCGUCCAGCACCAUCCCCGUUGUCAUUGGCGUGUGUGCGGGCCUGCUGCUGGUUGUCGCGGUUGCGCUGCUGCUGUUUGUGCGCGGGCGGCGCAAGGAGCUCCACCCGUCCUUCGCGAGCACACCCAGCACCAUGGACAACCCGCUGUACCACGGCCACCACAUGCACCACGCGCCCGUGUCCGGGUUUGUGGACGGCUUCAGCUCGCAGCUGUAUCCCUGGUACCGCGCUGAGAUGUCGCGGGCGGACUGCGAGAUGGAGCUGCUGAACCGUGCCGCCGUGGGCGAGUUUAUCAUUCGCGACUACCCGACGUCCCCCGGCUGGUACAUGCUGCACGUGCGCACGGGCACUGCCGAGGUGGCUGAGGUGAAGAUCAGGCCCCAGGGCCAGGAGGGCAAGUUUGUGCUGGUUGGCGACAACAGCGGGGCUGCGUUUGCGUCGCUGCCGGAGCUUGUGCAGCACUACGCGGCCACCACGAGCCCCGUGCUUGGUGUUGCGCUCGUGGCGGCCAGUGGCGCCCGCCAGCCGGUCGUCCACCAAUACGACGACGUUCCUGCUGUCAUGCGCAGGGGCCAAGCGCUGGAGGAGGACCCCAAUGCCCCUCAUCUGCCGCUCAAGAGCCACCAGGCCGAUAUGAUCGCGCAGGUUGCCAGUGGAGACGACUUCUACGGCAACACGCACGCCGCUCGCGACCUGCUUGGCUCCAGCGCCAUCUGAGGCACACCAAGCCACCGCUGAUCCUGCUUUCCUCUGUCGUUGUUUGAUAUGCUCGUUUUUCCUCUUGCUGCUCUGUCUUCACGGCUCUGAUUGCCGUGCGAUAGUGUGGUGGUUGAGAUGGUGGUGUUGUUUCCCUGUUUGUUUUCUCUUUGCCUUUCGUUUUGCUGCCUUGUAUUGCUGACAUUGUGUUGUUGACUUGUUGCUGACUUUGCGUUGCUGACUUGCUCUUUUCCCUUCUUUCCCCCUCCUUAUCCCCUUCGCCCUCCUCUGUUCGUCUUCUGUGCUGUGAAUGUGAUGUGAUGAUGUGACUUGCUUUGCCUGCUUGCUUGCUUGCCUUGCCUUGCUGGCCCUGCUUGCCCCAAUACAUCCAUCCAACGCA